This is a messenger RNA of Paralichthys olivaceus (Japanese flounder), 3282 nucleotides long. The record is from RefSeq and is a predicted model, not a curated record. Lineage: Eukaryota; Metazoa; Chordata; Actinopteri; Pleuronectiformes; Paralichthyidae.
UCUGUGUCCGUCCCGCAGGAUCUGCAGCGGGACAUCGAGCAGCACACGGAGAGCGUGGCGUCGGUGCUGACGCUGUGCGACGUCCUGCUCCACGACGCCGACGCCUGCGGCACGGACUCGGAGAACGACUCCAUCCAGCAGACGACCCGCAGCCUGGACCGCCGCUGGAGGAACAUCUGUGCCAUGUCCAUGGAGAGGAGGAUGAGGAUCGAGGAAACCUGGCGUCUCUGGUGCAAGUUCCUGGACGACUACUCUCGCUUCGAAGGCUGGCUGGCGACCGCAGAGUUCACCGCAGCCGACCCCGACUCGGCCGACGUCCUCUACACCGGCGCCAAGGAGGAGCUCAAGAAGUUCGAGGCGUUCCAGCGGCAGGUUCACGAGCGCUUGACUCAGCUGGAGCUGGUCAACAAACAGUACCGCCGUCUGGCCCGGGAGAACCGCACCGACGCCGCCAGCAAACUCAAAGUCAUGGUGCACGAGGGGAACCAGCGCUGGGACAGUCUGCAGAGGAGGGUGUCCGCCGUGCUCCGCAGACUCAAGCACUUCACGUCUCAGAGAGAAGACUUCGAGGGGACUCGUGAGGGGAUCCUGGUCUGGCUGACGGAGAUGGACCUCCAGCUCACCAACGUGGAGCAUUUCUCCGAGAGUGACAUCGAGGACAAGAUGAGACAGCUCAACGGCUUCCAGCAGGAAAUCACCCUCAACACCAAUAAAAUCGACGCCCUCAUCGUGUUCGGGGAGAACCUGAUCCAGAAGAGCGCUCCUCUGGACGCCGUGCUGAUCGAGGACGAGCUGGAGGAGCUGCACUCCUACUGCCAGGAGGUGUUCGGACGAGUGGCCCGAUUCCACCACCGCCUGGUCAACAGACGCCCGGUGCUGGAGGAGGAGAGGGAGCUGUCGGACCGGGACACGGACCUGGAAGACUCGAGCGAUCUGACCAACGGGACCUCGUGGAGAGAAACGAGGAAGAAGGAAGAGGAAGUUCCAGCGGCGGGCGGAGUCACAGCGGGACGUCAGGCCAUGUGUCACCUGGUGGCUCCUCCUCUGGAGCGGUCGGGAAGAGAGACGCCAGUCAGCGUGGACUCCAUCCCGCUGGAGUGGGACCACACCGUCGACGUGGGAGGGUCGUCGUCGCACGAGGACGAUGAGGACGCCACCUUCUUCAGCGCUCUGUCAGAUGUGAAGGUCACAGAGAGCGCAGCGUCGUUCGCCAAAGCCACCGUCAGAGCGGCGAACGCAGCCUCGGUCAAGUCGGUGACCGACCCCCCCAGCUGGCACCAGCCCCGCUCCCCAGAGAGGAAACGAGUUCCCCGAGAAAUCCUCCGAGGCCUGAACCCGUCCCCCACGCCCACCAGCAGCACCCCCUUCCACCCGCAGGGCUACGUGAAGCUGAUGUCGGAGUGCAGCGGCAGCAUCGACUGCGUGAAGAGGGUGAAGCUGAUCCUGAACGACGAGGAGGAGGAGCUGGAGGAGGCGGGUCUGACGGGCGGCGUGGCCGACAAACACACCAGCACAGGUGUGAUCGAGCGCUGGGAGCUGCUUCAAGCUCAGAAGCCCAGCAGAGAGACGGACAUCAAGCAGGACCUGGAGCAGUGGCAGAAGCUGAACUCUGACCUCCGUGACGUCACUUCCUGGUUGGGCAGGGUGCUGCCAGAGCUGGAGCGGCUGCAGCGCAUCGCCCCGUCCACCAGCAUCCGAGACAUCGAGGUCAACAUCAGGAAACUGAAGGAGAUGCAGAGGAGCUUCAACAGCUACAAGUGUCCGAUGAUCUCCGUCAACCUGAACAGCCGUCACUUCCUGCGCGGCGACAGCGCCGAGCUGCGGGAGCUGCAGGAAGCUCUGAGCGCUGCCAACCUCAGCUGGACGCAGGCGUGCGGCGGCCUGGAGAGCUGGGAGAGGAGGCUGCACGCCGCUCUCAUGCAGUGUCAGGAGUUCCAGGAGACGCUGCACUCUCUGUUGUUGUGGUUGUCUCAGGCCGAGAACAGACUCUACGCCGUAAACGUCAGCGACCUGGCGACCUCUCGCUCCGAGCUGCUGCGGCGCAGAGACGCGCUGAUGGAUCUGCAGGAGGAACUGCGCGGCCGUCAGCGGCAGGUGACCUCGCUGCAGGAGAUCUCGGCUCAGCUCCUCCUGGAGGCCACCGGAGACGACAGCGUGGAGGCCAAAGAGAAAGUCCACGUCAUCGGCAACAAGCUGCGGCUGCUGCUGCGACAGGCGGCCGCAGACCUGCAGAUGCUGCAGGGACGACUGUCUCAGGAAACCUGCUCAGCCACUUCUGAGAUGGACACUAUCGGCCUGGGGACGCUCCGCUCCGAUCUGCUGCUGCACAAGGACGACGCUCGGCGACCGGCGGCUACAGUCGGACAAACAGCAGCCAGGAGGGAGGAGCGGAGGGAUUCUUCCCCACACCGACCCUUCUUCUACCGGGUCCUUCGAGCUGCCUUCCCCCUCCACCUGCUCUUCCUGGUGCUGCUGGUUCUGGCCUGUCUGGUGCCGCUGUCCGAGGACGACUACAGCUGCACGCUGUCCAACAACUUCGCCCGCUCCUUCUACCCGAUGCUGCGCUACACCAACGGCCCUCCGCCCACAUGAGCACCGCCACGACGACGGGGGAGGAGUGAAAACAACCAACCACAUUUCAAGGUUGAACUCAGAGACACGUUCCCACAAAAAAAAAAACCACCAGCUUCACGUCUGAACGCCUCAACGUGUUUUUUUAUUUGACUCUAAAUUUUAUCGGUGUAUUUAAAAUCGUAUUUAUUUUCUGUGCAACGCGACAGUUAUUCAAAAAGAAGCCAUAUCGCUGGUCUGUUUUAAAGUAGUGUGGUUUUUAUAUGUAGGUUCACCGGUUAACGUCCCCACUGAACUUCUAACACAGACAAAAAGAAAAAGUUCCGAAGAUUUAUUUUGAUAUUUAUAUUUUCUAUGUCCCCAACAGUCUCAAUGUUUUGAAGGACAGUUGUUACCAAAGCUUCUGAAAACUGAGAAGUUCACUCCGUUUUUCUACCACUGCAGCUAUUUCUACUGUUUUGUCUAGAGAAGGCAGAAACUUGCUGGAAUCACAUUUUUGUACAGAAAUGAAAAGAGGUCGUCAGAUUUAGAUUUAAACACAUCGGACUUUUUAAAAAUCCAAACGAUGUCGGUGACUCUCCUGCACACGUGAGUCUUGUAUAUAACGGCAAACUUCAGAUACAGAAAUAAGGUAAAUUAUUGUUUUGUGUACGAAUGAGUGUUUGAGAUUAAUAUAAAAUUGAAAUAGUUCAAUGCCACAAACAUACGAUG